This is a messenger RNA of Capsaspora owczarzaki ATCC 30864, 1512 nucleotides long. RefSeq names its product mDj3. Gene Ontology annotation, biological process: protein refolding; response to heat. Lineage: Eukaryota; Filasterea; Ministeriida; Capsasporidae. Gene Ontology annotation, molecular function: ATP binding; Hsp70 protein binding. The transcript has 2 exons. The record is from RefSeq and is a predicted model, not a curated record. Bases 39 to 1301 code for a protein of 420 amino acids. Gene Ontology annotation, cellular component: cytoplasm; cytosol.
GUCCUUUUUUUUUUAAUCUUUUUUUAUUAAAUUCAAUAAUGGUGAAGGAGACUCACUACUACGAGGUCCUUGGCGUCCAGCCCACCGCGACCGACGACGAGCUCAAGAAGGCUUACAGGAAACUCGCCCUCAAGUACCACCCCGACAAGAACCCGGAUGCCGGCGAGAAGUUCAAGGAACUCAGCCACGCAUACGAAGUCCUGUCCGACUCGAAGAAGCGCGAAAUCUACGACCGGUAUGGCGAGCAGGGCAUCAAGGAAGGCGGCGGCGGUGGCGGCGGCGGCUUCCACUCGGCCGAGGACGUCUUUGCCUCGUUUUUCGGCGGCGGUAUGGGCGGCAUGUUUGGCGGCGGCGGCGGCGGCCGCGGCAGCGCCCAGCGCGAGCGACGAGGGCGCGACAUGGUGCACCCGCUCAAGGUCUCGCUCGAGGACUUGUACAAGGGCAAGGUCAGCAAGCUCGCGCUGAGCAAGGACGUCAACUGCUCGGCUUGCAACGGUCUCGGCGGUAAGGCUGGCUCGGUCCAGUCCUGCCGGUCCUGCAACGGCAACGGUGUGAAGGUGACGCUCCGUCAGAUCGGCCCCGGCAUGGUCCAGCAGAUGCAAUCAGCGUGCGGCGACUGCAAGGGCGCUGGCGAGACCAUCCCAGACAAGGAUCGCUGCAAGCAGUGCUCUGGCAACAAGACGGUCAAGGAGCGUAAGGUGUUGGAGGUGCACGUCGACAAGGGCAUGCGCACAAACCAAAAGAUUACCUUCACUGGCGAGGGCGACCAGUCUCCCGGCGUCACGCCCGGCGAUGUUGUGAUUGUGAUUGACCAGAAGGAGCACGCCACGUUCAAGCGCGACGGCGACGACCUCAUCAUGCUCAUGCAAAUCCAGCUGGUCGAGGCCCUGUGCGGCUUUAAGCGAGUGGUCAAGCACCUCGACGAUCGCGAGGUGCUCGUCAUCUCCAAGCCUGGUCAGGUCAUUGAGGAUUCGAUGGUUAAGAUGAUCCCCAACGAGGGCAUGCCGCACUACAAGAACCCCUUCGAGAAGGGCAACCUCUUUAUCAAGUUCUCCGUCCAGUUCCCCGCUGACGGCUUUGCCACCCCCGAGCAACUCGCCCAGCUCGAGACCAUCUUGCCCGCUCGCCCCAAGCUGCCUGCGUACGACCCCGCAAACGUCGAGGAUGCUGAGCUCCAGCCUUUCGAUCCCGCCAAAUACGAGGGUCGCAAGCAGAGCUCGCGAAGCGCCUACGAGGAAGACGACGAUGACCACCACGGCCACGGCGGACACGGCGGCGGCGUCCAAUGUAAUCAACAGUAAAAAACAAACCAAAAAAUUGCACCCGUCUUGGCCUUCUUUUUUUGCUUUCGCGGGGCGAUUGAACGUUUCGGUUUUGUUUCGUUCGAUUUUCGUUCAACUGUUGUGUACAUUGUUUUGUUUUGCGUCCGUUCUUUCCUUGUCGCUGUUUUUUUGAAUUCAUUGUUGAAAAAAAAAUAAUAUCACAAGACAUUACAACCAAACUGAACACGAG